CUCUGUGCCAGUGUAAUCGGUUAUUGCUUUACGGCAUUAGGCCACCAAACCAAACACCUACAUUUAUGCGCCACUUGCAUUCAUUUUAUGCAAGGAGAUGAUUUUCUCUCUCGCUCCACCCACGGGAUGUUUUAUAUGCAAGAGUAAGAAGUCUGGGACUAUGCAAUUGUUUAUUUUUACAUAGUUUUUUAUAAACCCCGUCCCGCGUUACGAGUCGGCCAUGUCGGACCUGCUUUUAAACCUGAAUGUGGGUGCCAGCCAGCCUUCUGGAAAGGCUGAAUACACCAACAAGAAGCAUGAACGCUUCAACAAGCGAAGGAAGUACUUGGAGAGGAAAGGUCUGCUGAAGCAAAAGCAGUGCCCUCCGAGACCAAACCGGCCUGUGCCAAACAGCGCCCCGGGGCACCAGGCCAAGUCGUGGGCACAAGGCAAGAAAGAAGGGGAACAAGGUGGGACCUGGAACCAGUUUAAUAGGUCUAAUGCAACAAAAAGCAGCACCGUCUUUAAUGGUUUUCACCAGCAAGGAGCGCCUAUCAAACAUCAAGGAAAGCCAGUUCAGUCUAAUACCCUGAUUAACCAUUUCAGCUCCGGUCCUCAUCAUUCCCGUUCGGCUACUUUUACGCCAAAGGAAACAACAAAGGCCAGUUUUAAGGGCCCGGGCUCAUCAGAACCAGCAAGGGUGAAUGGGCAUACCCUCAACGCAAAGGUCCCCAUUUUCCCAGGGCAGCCCCAGGACAGUGUUUUAAAUGAGUUUGAUAGCGGCCUUCCUUCUUCAGCAGUGCCAUCUCGCAAAGCCGUAGCCAUAGACUGUGAAAUGGUGGGCACUGGGCCGAACGGAAGAGUCAGCAACCUGGCCCGUUGCAGCAUCGUAAACUGGUUUGGGGAUGUGAUGUACGACAAAUACAUUAAACCCAAAAGCCCCGUGACUGAUUAUAGGACUAGAUGGAGUGGAAUCAGAAGAGAGCACCUGAGGAACGCCACUCCUUUUGAUGUUGCACAGAAAGAGAUACUUAAAAUCCUCAAUGGGAAAGUAGUGGUCGGACACGCUAUCCACAAUGACUACAAGGCCCUCAAUUAUUUCCACCCCCAGGAAAUGACCCGGGACACCUCGAAGAUCCCUCUCCUGAACCGCAAAGCUGGGCUCCCAGAAAAAGAAGUCGCCUCACUCAAGAGACUCUCCAAGCUGCUUCUGCACAAAGAUAUCCAGACUGGCAGCCAUGGGCAUUCGUCAGUAGAAGAUGCCAAGACCACCAUGGAGCUGUACCGUGUUAUAGAAGUGGAAUGGGAGAGAGAAUUGGCAGCGGGCCAUGUUCAGCAGUGAUAUGGGCAUUGCCAAUAACGAGCCAGGGAUGCAUUGGGUAUUCCCCAUAGAUCUGUGGACAUAUUUAUCUCUUGGUUUAUUGGCUGCACAAUAAAUUGGCAACAUUUAGCCGA
Xenopus tropicalis (tropical clawed frog) is the source of this 1434-nucleotide messenger RNA. It is a transcript of the gene isg20l2, whose product is annotated as interferon stimulated exonuclease gene 20kDa like 2. Gene Ontology annotation, molecular function: nucleic acid binding; exonuclease activity; 3'-5'-RNA exonuclease activity. The record is from RefSeq and is a predicted model, not a curated record. The transcript is spliced from 4 exons. Bases 221 to 1321 code for a protein of 366 amino acids. NCBI's taxonomy places the organism in Eukaryota, Metazoa, Chordata, Amphibia, Anura, Pipidae. Gene Ontology annotation, cellular component: nucleus; nucleolus.